GCCGCAGGCCUGCAGGGCCUGGACCCAGCCGCUCACCGCCUCCAGAAGCGUCUGCUGGGGGCUGCCGCAGUCACCAGGCCGUAAGAGACAGACGCGUACGUCAGAGGAGGGUCUGCGGACUUAGCUUGAGAGCGGCCCCUUGUGCGACAAAAUACUGUGUCCCUCGGUAGACCCAGCCUUCUCAGCCCCAGAUUCCGGGACACUGCAGGUCCCUGCUCGCCUGAUGCCUGCAGCCAUCGCCCUGAGGGGGUCUGGGAGGCGCCCCGCCUGCCUCCUCACCCCCUGGGCCUGCCCGCCCUCCCACGCCCUUGUUCACCUUGCCUGCCAGGGAACCCCGGAACCGGAGACACUUGGGGUUGUCCCAACUGAGGGGAGGUGCCCUGCAGAGCGGAGGCUGCCCGGUGGCCAAGGACAGGCCUCCGAGUUAGACCCAACGGAAGGCCAUGGGCUGCGGUGCAGACAGAGUAUGGGCCCUUGACCAGGGUUACAGGCUGGAAAACGAGGUGAGGCAGCUCUGGGCAGAAACCAGAACCCCGACAAGUGCCUGUUUGGUCCGAGGAGCCUGGCGGAACCGCAGGACAGGGCCGAGUCCCCGGAAACUGGGGCAGAGGUGGGGGGGACUUGUGACUGGCCCGCAACUCCCGGUCCUCCGAGGAAGCCAGAGGGCGCCCUGCUUUGAAGCUAAACCAGCAGGGCCACGUGCGGCCAGGAGAGGAAAGGGGCAGACUGACAAGGGGAGCAGGGAGGUGGGCCACACGCCCAGCAAGGAAUGGCGCGUGGCCGGUGCCCCAUCUCCGCAGGCCACACUCCAAACCAAACCCCGAGUCGCCAUGCCCCACAUCCCAGGCCACAGCAGGUGCUGUCAAAAUGUGGUCCCCUACCAGCCUACUCCAUCCAAACCUCCUGCCUCCGUGCUGCCCCAAACCAAUCUUAAAAUGCAUGUGAGGUCUCACUCUGCCUGGGACCUUCAGUACCUCCUGGUGUAGUUAAAAUCCAGGCUCCUAAUCAUGGUUUCUAGACUGCUUCUCCACCUUGACCCGUUCUCCGUUGGCUCACCACACUCCCAGCUUGCCUGGUCUCUUCCAAACCUUCAGCAACACUCAUGCCUCAGGACCUUUGCACAUGUUCUUCUUUGAAUCCCCUUCUCUCCAGCCUUUGUGCGACCAGCUUGCCCUACUCUCUCUCUCCCUCCCCUCUGAUGUCACUUCCUUAGUGAGCUCUCCUUGGACCACAAAGCCCUCGUGUGCUUCCUGAAAGCUCCCACACCUGUGGGGUCGCAGGUGUGCACACCUUCAGCAGGCCUUGGGGAAGAUGGCGACCCUGGGGGACGGUCGGGAGCCCCCUCGUGUCCCGUCCCCUGUCAAUCUUGCGUCACCAGGGACACCUGGAACCCACCGUCGCGAGGCCUGGCUUCACCUCCACGGUCAUCAACACGACUCCCCUGGCUGCAGCCCCGAGGUGCUCUCCCAGCCGCCGCAGGAGGAGGAAGAGCUGUCCGACCUGGAUCUCCGCGAGGUGGAGGAGGUCCGGAUUGGCAGCAAUCCCUGCUGGCCGGAUUCGGAGCCGGAGCCGACUCCCUCGUCCCCACACCCCUGCGACCCUGAAGAGGUGGAGCAGGGCAGGGGGCCCCUGAGGACCCUUCUGAGGAGCCUUCCCCGCAGACCCAAGUGUGGGGACGGCUUUGGGCAGGAGCCCGGCUCGGAGCGGCCCGCGGGCCAGCCGCCGGCGACCGUGCCCCGCCCCGAGAAGAGGGGCGCCUGGCGCGAGCCCCGGGGGGACCCCGAGCCGGAGGGCGGCCCGCGGGCCGGGAAGCCGCACCGGUGCGAGGCCUGCGGCAAGGGCUUCCGGUACCGCUCGCUGCUGCUCAAGCACGAGCGCGUGCACACGGGCGAGCGGCCGUACGCGUGCCCCGAGUGCGGCAAGCGCUUCCGCGGCUGGUCCGGCUUCGUGCAGCACCGCCGCCUGCACACGGGCGAGCGGCCGUACGCGUGCGGCCAGUGCGGCCGCGCCUUCAGCCACAGCUCGCACUUCACGCAGCACCUGCGCACGCACAACGGCGAGAAGCCGUACGAGUGCGCCGAGUGCGGCCAGGCCUUCAGCCAGAGCUCCAACCUGCUGCGCCACCGGCGGCUGCACACGGGCGAGCGGCCGUACGCGUGCCCCGAGUGCGGCAAGGCCUUCGUGUGGAGCUCCGUGCUCAUCGAGCACCAGCGCAUCCACACCGGCGAGAAGCCGUUCGAGUGCCCCGACUGCGGCAAGGCCUUCCGCGGCCGCUCGCACUUCUUCCGCCACCUGCGGACGCACACGGGCGAGAAGCCCUUCGCCUGCGGCGCCUGCGGCAAGGCCUUCGGCCAGAGCUCGCAGCUCCUCCAGCACCAGAGGGUGCACUACCGGGAGUAGGGGCGCCGGGCCGGCGGCCCCAAUAAAUUCUUUUUGGUUGAUGGAAA
Molecule: messenger RNA, 2447 nt
Organism: Suricata suricatta (meerkat)
Lineage: Eukaryota; Metazoa; Chordata; Mammalia; Carnivora; Herpestidae
Gene: GLI4
Product: GLI family zinc finger 4
Exons: 5
Coding region: 1312-2400 (362 amino acids)
Biological process (GO): regulation of transcription by RNA polymerase II
Molecular function (GO): DNA-binding transcription factor activity, RNA polymerase II-specific; RNA polymerase II cis-regulatory region sequence-specific DNA binding
Source: RefSeq, a predicted model, not a curated record